GACGUCACAUGGAGACGCCGCACUUGUGGGCCUAAGAAGACGGUCGAAUGACAUGAAAACGUUGAGCUACUAGUCAAUCGCUUGUUGUUAUUUUAACUGGAAAUGAUGGACCACGGCUACACCGUGGGCUUGGGUAACGAUCUCUAUAUGGACAUGGGGGACAACAACGACGAUGGCGGCAAACAGGAGCAGAUUCGCAAGGACGUCUUCCUGACUCCGGCAGUUCCUAAAAAUAAGAAGAAAAAGGUCUUGGUCUCAGACGUCAAGAAGAAGAAGAAGAAGCCGGAAGAUGAAGACGGCGAUGGUGACGUGGAGCCGAGCCUCAAAAAGGUGAAGAAGAUGUGCAUGAACGAUGUUCCUCUCAAGCCCGUGGGUCUGUCUCUCUCAGGGUCGGGCAUGCAACUCUACGUCAAGGCGGACGGCCCCAUGAUGCAGCGACUGUCCGAAGAUUAUGAAAUGGUCAAUGUCAAGCCCUGUUACGAGUUCACGAAGAGGAACACUACGACCCAGACUUCCCAGUGUAGAGAUGCAGCUAAUGACACCUUUGAUCCACUAAGAGACGAGAUGGCUGACAAGUGGUCAGAGAAUAUUAGUAACAACAAGAGACCGGAGCCAGGUACCGCAGACAGAAGUUUUCACCACAGGCAAGACCCGGGACUGCCAGAAAAAAGACAGGUCGAUUUGCAGUACUUGUUUGCAGAAGACAAGGGCUACCCUAAGGUACGGGACCUGACUCAAGAUCAAAGAACUUUUGCCAAGGCUUCAUAUCAGGGUCAAGGUCACAGAAACCUCACGAGAAGGCCUGAUCAGGGUCAUGAAAACAAAAGUUAUGCUGCGGAUUAUGACUGUUGUCAGGAUGAAAUGACCUACGUGAAAACACCUUGUCAAGGUCAAGGCCACAGAAACAUCACGAGAAGGCCUGAUCAGGGUCAUGAAAACAAAAGUUAUGCUGCAGAUUAUGACUGUUGUCAGGAUGAAAUGACCUGUGUUAAAACAGCACACCAGGGUCAAGGUCACAGAAACAUCACGAGAAGGCCUGAUCAAGGGCAUGAAAACAAAUGCUGUGCUGAUGGUUAUGACAGUUGUCAAGAUGAAAUGACCUACGUGAAAACACCUUGUCAAGGUCACAGAAACAUCACGAGAAGGCCUGAUCAGGGGCAUGAAACCAAAUGCUGUGCUGAGGGUUAUGACAGUUGUCAAGAUGAAAUGACCUGUGUUAAAACAGCACACCAAGGUCAAGGUCACAGAAACAUCACGAGAAGGCCUGAUCAGGGGCAUGUAAACAAAUGCUGUGCUGAGGGUUAUGACAGUUGUCAAGAUGAAAUGACCUGUGUUAAAACAGCACACCAAGGUCAAGGUCACAGAAACAUCACGAGAAGGCCUGAUCAGGGUCAUGAAAACAAAUGCUGUGCUGAGGGUUAUGACAGUUGUCAAGAUGAAAUGACCUGUGUUAAAACAGCACACCAGGGUCAAGGUCACAGGACCAACGUGAGGAGACCUGAGCAGACGUCUGUAGAGAAAUGCUAUCUUGAGGGGAGCGACUCGCACCAUGACGACAGAAGCUACAGUAAUAGGUGUGACCGUCAUAUCUCUAGACAAAAGGCCACGCCAAGAUCUCAAGGCAGUGGGUCGGUUCCAGCAAAGAUAAACAGGGGUGAAUGGGCUGAGAGGCCUAGAACUUCACCAGACGAUAGUGACCGUUUUGACGUCGGCAUACAACAGAUCCCGGUAUAUUCCCAUGUCAACCCCACGCAUAAAAGACCGACUAAUCCAAGCCAGACCACCCCUCGGGACGUCCCCCGAAGUACGAAUCGAGUCGUGGAUGACAGGGCCCGGGGCACAUCCCACGUCAUCACUGACGACGACUAUCGUGACCUGUACGAGGUCAACAUUCCCGCCUCACCUACCAACGCGCAUGCGCACACUUGUAAAGAGAGAAACACCUCGUACAAGACUUGGGCCUCCACCAGUCACGCAGCGGACCAACGAGACGCCCGAUCUGAACCCACGCCCACGACAGCCGAGGACAGCACUCUAUCAACCCUCUCCGAGUUCGACUUGUCCAGACUCCCCACCGAAGCUCUGGACGCCGUGACCUUAAAAAAGUUUGCUGAAUACUCGAAACUAAUGAGGCGGAGCCUGCGCCAGGAAUAUAAACAGAUGAAUCAGCUGAUCAAAGACUUCACAGAGGAGAUGAUGGAGAGGAACAAAGCCUUGCUGGACGAGAACCAAUCCAACAACACGGCCAACAACACGGACAACAACACGGAAGAAGAAAUGAAAAAGGACUCGUCUUGCAGAAUAAUGUAAGCUGCGUGUCUUAUACUAGUGCCAGUAUGUAUCACAUUGGCCAUUCUAGUUACAAAUAACUCGCAAAUAAUUGACUUUUAAGCUCUGAAUACAAAAUUUAAUGUGAGAUGUACAUUCUUACCAUUUUAACUAUGCAUAGGUCUAGAAGAUAAUUGUUAUGAAAUAUAAAAUAUCACCUAACAUGUGUAGAUGAUGAAUGUUAUCAUACUAUAAAAUAUUACCCAAGAUGUAUACAAGAUGAUGAUUGCUAUUAUACUAUAAAGUAUCACCUAAGCUGUAUACAAGGUGAUUGUUGUUAUUAAAAUAGAAGCGUAUGACACAGAGAGCUAUUUAAAUUGACUGGUAAGAAAAGUAGGUCGUGAUUGGACAUGACGCCAGUUUGGAGUGACCGCUCCCUGACACCUUGAAAUUAGACCGCCACUGGUGAGUUGAUGUUAGAAAGAGCUACACACACUGUAACACUGUGUACUACUUUAAUGACGACAUUAGUUGAUCCACGAACACGGGUAAAAUGACCAUAAGACUCAAAAUGUUUUUAUAUCAUUUUAAAGAAUAAAGAUUCCAUUUUAUAAA
Molecule: messenger RNA, 2883 nt
Organism: Physella acuta
Lineage: Eukaryota; Metazoa; Mollusca; Gastropoda; Physidae
Source: RefSeq, a predicted model, not a curated record